ACUUGGGUUGCAUAUCUACAGAACUCCAUGUGUUGGAUUUUAAAGAUCGUCUGAAAACGGUCAGUUGCGUAAAAUUGCGAAGUGUUCUUAUCACUAGGGCUGUAAGAGAAAAAGGUAAAGAGCAGAAAAGGGAAGGGAAAAAAAAUCCAAAAAAAAUCCUAGCAGCACGAAUGUCCCGCAUUACUCAAGAGUAAUUCUAGAGAGGGUACUUGCUGGAGAAUUGAGGGGAAGACAGAGAGACAAAGACACUAUCCGAGGAUAUAUCCACACUUGCGCGCACUUUAUACGUGUUCAAGAUGGAAGAGCCAGAUUUGGUAGUGCCGUCCCUCGAGACGGUACAAAAGUUCCUCUCAGAGCCCACAAAGCAGGACGCCACCAAGAGGGCAAACCUCAUCCCUCUGUAUGGCCAAAUCUCGUCCGACCUCAUCACGCCGUCGGCCGCCUAUCUCAAGGUCUCGGCGCACUACCGAUCCAAGAGCAGUAGCUCAGGCGCCGAUGAUCAGCUGUCGUUUCUGUUCGAGAGCGCAGCAACCGAGCGUGUGGGCCGCUACAGCUUCGUCGCUGCGGGCCCGCGCAAGGUGGUCCGCACCGGCCCCGGCUUCGCUGGUGGCGCCUGCGACCCCCUGCCGGCCCUUGAGGAGGAGCUGGCCCGCCAUGUCGUCGCCACCGACGUCCCCGGCCUGAAGCUGCCGCCGUUUGCUGGUGGGGCCGUCGGCUAUGUGGGUUACGACUGCGUGCGUUACUUUGAGCCCAAGACGGCACGGCCGAUGAAGGAUGUCCUGGGAAUCCCCGAGUCCGUCUUUAUGUUUUUCGACACGGCUGUGGUCUUUGAUCGUUUCUACGGCAUCAUCAAGGUCGUGACGUAUCUGCAUGUCCCUGAUGGCGCCUUUGACGAGGCCGAGGGAACCGCACAAAAUGUCGAGGCCGAAUAUAAACGCGCCCUUGCAACUAUCCGGGAGCUGAUAGAACUCCUCAACGGGCCUGAGAUCCCGCUUCCAGAGCAGAAGCCUGUCCGGUUGGGGCAAGAGUACACAUCCAACGUUGGACAGGCAGGCUACGAGGGACAUGUCACAGCUCUCAAGAAGCACAUCGUGAAGGGCGACAUCAUCCAGGCCGUGCCGUCACAGCGCUUCGCUCGCCCCACGGACCUGCACCCCUUCAAUAUCUACCGGCACCUUCGGACCGUCAACCCGUCGCCGUACCUGUUCUACGUCGACUGCGCCGACUUCCAAAUCGUCGGCGCCAGCCCGGAGCUGCUGGUCAAGAGCGAGGGCGGCCGCGUCAUCACGCACCCGAUCGCGGGCACGGUCAAGCGCGGCGCCACGCCCGAGGAGGACCAGCGGCUGGCGGACGAGCUGGCGGCGAGCCUCAAGGACCGCGCCGAGCACGUCAUGCUGGUGGACCUGGCGCGCAACGACGUCACGCGCGUGUGCGACCCGCUCGAGACCCGCGUCGACCGCCUCAUGGUGGUCGAGCGCUUCAGCCACGUACAGCACCUCGUCUCCCAGGUCUCGGGCGUGCUCAGGCCCGGAAAGACCCGCUUCGACGCCUUCCGCUCCAUCUUCCCCGCCGGCACCGUCUCGGGCGCCCCCAAAGUCCGCGCAAUGGAGCUCAUCGCCGAGCUCGAGGGAGAGAAACGCGGCGUUUAUGCCGGCGCCGUGGGAUACUUUGGCUAUGGGGGUGUGGAUCGCCAGGGGAAGGAGAGUGAGGGCGAGAUGGACACUUGCAUUGCGCUGAGGACCAUGCUGGUCAAGGAUGGUAUUGCCUAUCUUCAGGCUGGCGGCGGUAUCGUGUUCGACUCGGACGAGUACGACGAGUGGAUGGAGACGAUGAACAAACUCGGCGCCAACAUGCACUGCAUCACUUCAGCCGAGCAGUUGUGGGCCAGGCGGCAGGCAACUGCAGCAGACAAGUCAAAGCAAUGAGCGCGUUUGUCAAAUUGAUAGUUGCUAAAAAACUAAACCAUGAACAAAGCUGCAAGUACCAAUGCUGCCGCUCGUGAUUUCCCAGCGAUGAUAAUGAUAUGGUGUCGAUCUACCACCGUUCUCCCGUCACCUUACGCCCUGUCCUUUCCGUCUUUUGGGCCGUCAUCAUCCUCCUCGUACCACAUACCCGACAAGUCAGUAGCUGGUUCGACAUCGUUCAGCCCGUCGCCAACGUGGUACUUGAGAUCAGCCAGGUUGAUGUUGUUAAAUGUGCGGACCUAAGGAGCAGCAUCAGUCUCUUGAUUACAUCUUGAGCAUAAUGAAAAGUGACAAUUCAGAUCGCUUCCCCGUCCUUUGGUGUCGGAUAAACAGAAAAGUCCAUUACUAACACUGAUACCGUAUCCAUCCCUGACGUCGCGGAAAUCAAUCCCGAUGCUGCUGCCGCACUUGGGGCAGAACAGCUGAUCUUUCUGCUUGGUGUUGAACUGAUAUACUGCGCAGCGACUUUGGGAGUCACCGUGCCAUUUCAGCUGAUGACGCUUCGGGUCUGCAAUAGUUUUCGUUAACCUCCUUUUCAUGGAUUUCAUACCAUUGUCUC
Molecule: messenger RNA, 2523 nt
Organism: Pyricularia oryzae 70-15
Lineage: Eukaryota; Fungi; Ascomycota; Sordariomycetes; Magnaporthales; Pyriculariaceae
Product: anthranilate synthase component I
Exons: 4
Coding region: 297-1925 (542 amino acids)
Biological process (GO): L-tryptophan biosynthetic process
Source: RefSeq, a predicted model, not a curated record